GUUGACGUUGGGUAUAAAAUAUAACUUGAUUCCGUGCAAGUAAUGAAAUUAGAAUUCAGCAUUCAGAACAGUUUGGUAGGAAAAAUCUGCAUCGCAGCUUGUUGUUGCAUUUUUUCAUAUUUUUCUUUCAUACACUUUUUAUCGUUGUUCGUCAAGUAAUCUCCUCUUACAGGCCACUUACAAUGGGGCAAUUCUCAAGUAUUCUGACUCAGUUCUUCCCCCCCGGAAAGCCGAAGUUCACUGAGAAAAAUAUACCCGAUUUAUCAGGAAAAGUGUACAUUGUUACCGGGUCGAACACGGGCAUAGGCAAGGAAACGGCUCGGAUCCUUUACUCCAAGAAUGCGAAAGUGUACAUCGCGGCGCGCUCCUUGGACAAGUCGAACAAGGCCAUAGAGGAUAUCAAGAAGGCUCACCCUAAUUCCAAAGGUGCCUUGGCAUUCCUAAAGUUGGACCUUAACGAUUUGACCACGAUAAAGGCAUCAGCAGACGAAUUCCUCGCCAAGGAAAAGAGACUCGACGUCCUCUUCAACAAUGCCGGCGUCCAGAACCCACUCCCGGAGCCUAGCAAGACAUCCCAGGGCUAUGAAUACCACCUUGGCUUGAACGUGCUGGGCACAUUUGCACUCACGAAGCUCCUGACACCUAUUCUUGCCUCGACGGCCAAGGUUCAGGGCACAUCUCGCGUAGUCUGGGUCUCAUCAGUGGGUGCGCAAAUAGGCGGCGAGAAGUCAGUCGGCAUCGACAUGAGCAACUUAGACUACCACAUCGAGAAGCCGUAUAUGUACAGGUAUAGCAUCAGCAAAGUUGGCAACUGGAUGCACGGCGUUGAGUUUGCGAAGCGGUACAAGGAUGACGGUGUCAUCAGCAUCCCACUGAAUCCUGGAAACCUCGCUUCGGAUCUGUACCGUAACACGGCGGGCCUGGUGAAGAUGAUCACGAACCUCAUCACGUACCCUCCUAUCAAUGGGGCAUACACCCUUCUUUACGCAGGUCUUUCACCUGAUAUCACUGUUAAAAAUACUGGCAGUUGGGUAAUUCCAUGGGGACGCAUUGCCCCAUUCCGAAAGGAUCUAAUCGAAGCGACCAAGACUGUAGAAGAAGGCGGUAAUGGAACUGGGAAGAAGUUUUGGGAAUGGUGUGAGGAGCAAGUCAAGCCGUACGUCUAAUCUGGGGACUUUUUGGGUUUGUGUUUCUUCUUCUUUUAUAAAUGGUGUUUGGACUAUCCGAAGAUGGAAGGGGAUGGUGUAUGUUUUUGUAUGUACCUAGGUAGUGUUGCACUUGAUGAUAGAAAGUUGGAUGUAUGGUUGGUAGAGCAGGGCACUUACAUACAUGUAGUAGUAAUUAUCAAUUAAUGUUGAAAGAACAAUAUUUGUUCUGCA
Molecule: messenger RNA, 1379 nt
Organism: Hypoxylon fragiforme
Lineage: Eukaryota; Fungi; Ascomycota; Sordariomycetes; Xylariales; Hypoxylaceae
Product: putative short-chain dehydrogenase
Exons: 3
Coding region: 183-1166 (327 amino acids)
Source: RefSeq, a predicted model, not a curated record